AUGUCCGUGACGUUUUGCAUGGCCUGCGGGUUCAUGCUCACCUUCAGCGCGAAGAUGGAGCACCUUCGCACGCCCUUCGAAAUGCGCUUUCGCUUGCUGCGCCGCGGGUGGGUGGCGCUGCUGUUCAACAGCUUCGAGAAGGCAAUACGCUGGGUGGCCUCGCCAAACACCGCCUGCCUCUCGUCGAGGACGCCCACGUGCAGGAAUCGCUCCACCGGGCUAGCUCGGACCAGCAGGGCACCUCCGACGUGCCGAAGCGAGUCCAACUCCAACUGUCCCCUCUGCUGCCCGGCGCGCGCCUCCCUCCACGACGCUGUCUUUCAAUCAGGCCAGCGAGCUGCUCGCGAAGCCACUGCGCAUACUGUUUCAAGUCUUGCCUUUCAUCGUCGAGUGGCAGGCUGCAUCUGGGGUGGUGCCCUCGGCAGUGGGAUACUGCCGCGGCUCGGACCUGCCGAUGGUGGCGGAAGUCGUCUCGCGCCUACAUGA
Prorocentrum cordatum is the source of this 486-nucleotide messenger RNA. The record is from the annotation of a GenBank genome assembly. Lineage: Eukaryota; Dinophyceae; Prorocentrales; Prorocentraceae.